UUUUCCAGGUUAUGCAAUAUGAGUGGUUGGGAGUGAAUUGUGGCUGUGAGAACAUUGAUAGUCUUGAAGCAUUCAAAGCGAAGACCCAGGGAGGCAAGGCAGCUGUUUUGUUGUUGAAGUGUGGAACUGAUGCUCCUGACGUGCAGAUGGAGAAAGAAACACAAGCAGAGAUGGAGGAGCAAUGUGGUAAGAAUAAUAUACCUUGUUAUCAAAAUGACUUUGGAGAUAAUAAGGAACCAGAGACAUUCAGAUCUUUGAAUUUUCCUAUAUGCCCUGCAUUCUUUCUUUUCAAAGAUGGCAAAGAGAUCAAAAGGUUGAGCCAUACAUUGGAACCAAAGACUUAUGAGCACAUCGAUUCUCUGUGUGCUACGAAAGUAUAAGAUGGAAAAGUCCAUAAUUAUAUAUUACGAUAAUUAUCAAACAGAGAUUCAUAUUAUUUGUUUUAUCCAUUUAAUAUUCGUCAAGGCAUUCAAUAUUGUUAUCGGUAGUUGGUUCCAGGAUUGAUAUCUUCAUUAUCAUAUACUAUUAUCAUAAUAUCAAAUAUAUUAUAUUUGUGUCAGUUCAUUGAAAAUAAAAAAAUGAAUAGAACAUA
Nilaparvata lugens (brown planthopper) is the source of this 592-nucleotide messenger RNA. RefSeq lists its product as uncharacterized. Bases 12 to 380 code for a protein of 122 amino acids. The record is from RefSeq and is a predicted model, not a curated record. Lineage: Eukaryota; Metazoa; Arthropoda; Insecta; Hemiptera; Delphacidae. The transcript is spliced from 4 exons.